Molecule: messenger RNA, 1152 nt
Organism: Exophiala spinifera
Lineage: Eukaryota; Fungi; Ascomycota; Eurotiomycetes; Chaetothyriales; Herpotrichiellaceae
Exons: 4
Coding region: 1-1152 (383 amino acids)
Biological process (GO): arachidonate metabolic process
Cellular component (GO): membrane
Source: RefSeq, a predicted model, not a curated record
AUGAGCGAACAACGCCCUCUCAAAGUUCUCACCCUAGACGGCGGUGGUCUGCAAGCUUUGGCAACGCUGAGCACUCUCAACUCUGUAUGUAAAGAAAUCGCCAAACAGAACGAGGCUACGAGGAUUCCUGCUCCUCAUGAACUAUUCGACGUUAUUUGUGGCGUAGGCACAGGAGGAUGGAUCGCCUUGCUGUUGGGACGGUACCGUCUCGACAUUGCAACUUGUAUGGCCGUAUACAUGGAAAUUGCGAGGAAGGUUGACUGCGCAGAGCGAACGAGUCGAUGGCACAAGAGGAACCGUUGCUUCAAACUCGAUCAAGAUCGAUUGGUCACGGUGAUCGAAGAUACGUUGCAACGGUAUGAUCUGGAUGGGACAUUACUCUCUGCAACUUCAGUCAAUCCUACCUUGAACGAUAGUCGCAGUAGAUGCAAAUAUGCAUUUGCCGUCGGGGUAGUACAGCAGUCCAAGCCACAGGGAUCGAAGUACGAGCUGUUCAGAUCAUACCAGCUACCUGCGAACGCAAAGGACAUACUCCCAGGGCCUCAGCCGGAAAGGUGUCGCGUAUCGCAAGCAUUUGCCGCAACGGGAGCUGCAAAGUUCUUUCUGAAGCCUUACAGGCUUGCACAUACCUCUUACUUCGACGAGACGUUUCCUCAAUCACAUCCCAUCACGGCAAUCGCCCUCGACGAAGUCUUUGGUCUCUAUGGAUCCGACGCCAAGAUAUCGAUUCUGCUGAAUGUCGGCCCUGGUAUACCUCCAGAGGAAGACUGCAGAGAGCUUGAUGAGAUGUCGACCGGCCCAGUGGAGCGAUUAGCGAGAAAAUUCUCUUGGCCCAAGCGAAAGCAAGAGGGCGAAGAUGGGACUCGGGAAGAGCUUGAGGAGUCGACCUCGUCGCUUUCAAGCACUAGUGAACGCGCUUUGAGGCUCGAUCGUCAGACGCGUUUGGACGUUAAGGUCAGGUUAAAAGAACUGUAUGGAGCUGCCGGGCCCCAGAUAUACCAUCAUCUUGGACCGGAUUAUUCGCUGGAGAAAGCAUCACUGAAUGACGUCCGUGCGAUCCGGCUCUUCCGAUCGCAGUCGAGUGAAUUGCAGGCGAGCACGGAGGAGAUUGAGGGUACCGUCAAGCAGUUCUGGGUCAAUGCGAGGGCUUGA